AAGGUUUUAAGAAGAGAUUGGACAGCCAUUUGUUCAGAACUGUAGAGGGUGCGUUGUCUGAGCAGGGGGUUGGACUAGAAGACCUCCAAGGUCCCUUCCAACUCUGUUAUUCUGUUAUUCUUCUAGUGAAUUUUGUUUCUUCUAUGUCUCAACUCAGGGUAGGUCUAUUACUUUAGAUGACGAUUGUGAUUUCCCAGAGUAUUAAAAAAAAAAAAAACUCUUUGAAAAUGGCGUCUAGCAUCAUGUCCUCUCUGCAAAAACAAGUAAAGAAACUUAAUUAGGACCUAGAUUUAUUCUAAGGGCUGUCCUGCAACAGUUUAUUUUCUUUCCUGUAAACAGAGAACUUGGUAUAGGUUCAUCCAGUCCCUUGGAUCAACGCAGAGCGAAAGGCAAACGAUGGGAAUGGAUGCCAAAUAUUUCAAGGAAAAUCUCGGAACGUGCUUGGCUGAAGGGCUUGCGGAAGUGGCCAACCGCCGGCCAGUAGACCCCAUCCAUUUCUUGGCCUCCUGGAUUUACAACUAUAACGAAAAUAGAAAGAGAGAAGAAAAGAGAAAGAAAGCAAAGGACCACCUAGAACUUCAGUAUGAAGAACGUCUCGCAGAACUGGGGUCUGCGGAAAAACUGAGAGCAGAAGAACCUCCAACGGCCCCAAAAUUUGAAGAGCAGACGAAGGAGCAAACAGAAGAUACUCCUGAAAAAUUAACGGAAAUAGAUGGAACAUCACACCAACCUUUGAGACAAGAGCUGGCUGAAAAGAAGGCAGAGGAAAUGACGACCGAAGAAAAGGUUGGACACAUCCCAGAAGAAUAUGAAACUAGGUCAACACAAGAGGUGUUAGAAAACAGAGUGGAUCAAGAUGACUUAAAUGUUGUGAUAAAUGAGUUGGAUGAGCAACCAGGCCAGGUAAGUCCUAGUUUAACCCUUCAGGAAGCCUCACUAGAAAUUGCUGCAGAUGAAGAUUUAAGUCCCAACGUCUUGGAUGACAAAGAUGAAGACCAGUUGGAACAAGACAGAGCAGCUGAGAAGGAGAAUGAUGAUGUACAAACUGAAGGUGACAAAGGCAAAGACCAGUUGGAACAAGGCAGAGCAGCUGAGGAGAAUGAUGUACAAGCUGAAGGUGACAAAGGUGAAGACCAGUUGGAACAAGGCAGAGCAGCUGAGUUGGAGAAUGAUGUACAAGCUGAAGGUGACAAAGGCGAAGACCAGUUGGAACAAGACAGAGCAGUUGAGAAGGAGAAUGAUGUACAAGCUGAAGGUGACACUCAAGCUGAGAUAGACAGAUCUAUUCAGGAUGGGAAUUCAGAGUAAUUCCACAAUUCAUGUAUACUUGGAAGGAAAUCCUGUUGCUUUCAAAAGGCUUUGUGUGAAGGCUUUGUUUCACAAAGAAGGUAAUCUAAAAAGGAUGGGUUUUGAGGGUGUGAUAGUGACAGUUUUCCAGCAUAGUUGCACUAGGAUGUUAUAUGGAGAAGAUUGAUCAUUAGAUGGUAACCAGUCUUGGGAAAGUAUGUGUACGACACGCCUCUUCAAAACUUGGUGUGUUCUUGUAGCUUUUGUUUUUAUGCUUUUAUCUGUUGGAAGAAAUGGUAUCUAUCUACAACUGGAAAUCCUGUUAUACAAUUGAUUGCAAGUUCAUGCAAGACAUUUUGUUAUAUGUGUAGAACCACCCUCAAUGUUAUAGAUGUGUGACACUGAUUUGGAGACACAUUAUAUCAACUUGUGGCUCUGUAUAUGAGACAUGUAUAUUCUAUACACGGGUCGCAUUCUGAUGUAUAGGUGCACAUAGUGUCUCCAAAACAUUAUCAACAUCUAUCGAUAUGUGUAUGUGUGUGUAAAAUAAGACAGGAUACAAACCUAAGACCCUCACUCACACAAUGAGUUUUUUUUUCUGUGAUUAGGUGGCUGUGUUUGAACACAGUCCAUUUCAUUAUGGUUCGGUGCAAACCCAGAAAGUGAGUUAAUUCCUAAACCAGAUUAAGGGUGAAUGUAGUGACAUGCUUUCUAAAAAAAAAAUGUUGCCAGGUAAAGCAUUCAGUAGCAGACUUAUUCAAUCUUCCAAACAAAUUGUCAUUAAAAGUAGUAGCCUUCUACCUUGAUUCUCUGAAAGAAUAUUGCAGAUAAAUACUUCUUGUGAAUGGUACAUUUUGGAGGUCAAAAGACUAUUCUUAAACGUACUGAAAUUCCUUUUUUUUUUCCUUUUUUCAUCUGAUGCUGUUGCAUUUAGAAAUAAGACAUAAUGAACUUUUGAUUAUUCUUAUGUAUGAGCAGUGUUGGAAAAGUAGCUGUUUCCCCUCUGUUACAUCACUGUGAUUAUGAUUAUGUGUAUAAAGGUAGUCCUUGACCUACAAUCAUUGCUUUAGUGACCAUUCAAAGUUAUAACAGCGUUGAAAAAAUGACCUUUAACCGGUCUUGCACUAACAACUGUUGCAGCAUUCCCACAAUUCCAUGAUCAAAAUUUGGCCAAGCAACUGGCAUGUAUUGAUGGUGGCUGUAGUGUUUCAGGGUCAUGUGACUUUUCCAACUGGUUUCCAACUUACUUAAGUGCAGUGAUUUGCUUAACAGAUGUAGCAAAGCAAGUCAUAAAAUCCGGUGCAACUCAUUGAUAGCCGCCUUGCUUAGCAAUGGAAAUUCUAGUCCUGAUUGUGUUCGUAAGUCAAAGUGUUUUUGUUCAACAUUUCUUUUAGCAAUAAGAAGGGUAUGGAUAAUCCAUUUCCAUUGUUCAGCUGCCAAUUUUCAUAUCAACAGACAUCUCAAAAUAUUAAGACCAUUGUCAAACUCAAAUUAAUGUCUUCUUCCAAUAAUAAGUUUUAGCAUAUUCCAAAAACAUACGCUUGACCAAAGCCAUACUCUUAUUCUCGUUGAGAAUAUCAGCAGUAACUUUUGUCUAUUUUUUGUACAAAUGCAGUAGAGUCCAAUAAAUUCAAUAUUGCUUUUUGUUGAAUAAAAUGUAGUCUAAGGUUUAUCAAAGGUUUCCGGAUAGAAUUUCCCAUUCCUUAGAUAAAGUGGAAAUUUCCAAUUGCUUUUUCUAUUCAGUCUUUAAAAUGUAUGUAUAAAAUUAACAUAUCAGCAGGUAUUUGUUAAAGCCUCUUUGUGAGAUUUUUAUUUUCAUUAAAACUUGGUAAUCACUUGUAAUAAUUUAGAUGUCCCUGAAGCUGUAAGUGCCAUUUAUCCAUAUCAAGAUGCUCAAUAAAUGUUCUUCAAAUGUAAAAACCAUAAAAGUAUGUCCGCAAGACUGGUGACUUAUAUAGACUACAUAUGGAGUUAGAAAGGAAUAUGCUUAUCCUUUAGUGAAUUUUUUAUAUAAAUCUCUAUAUGCAUGUAAGCACGCAUGCAUGGUAGCUUCGGGUGUAUACACCAGUUUAUUUAAACAAAAAUAAUAUGUCCCGAAUAAAAAUAUCUUUUGAAGAGUCAAAA
Crotalus tigris (Tiger rattlesnake) is the source of this 3411-nucleotide messenger RNA. RefSeq names its product DPY30 domain-containing protein 1-like. The record is from RefSeq and is a predicted model, not a curated record. The transcript is spliced from 4 exons. Bases 397 to 1308 code for a protein of 303 amino acids. Lineage: Eukaryota; Metazoa; Chordata; Lepidosauria; Squamata; Viperidae.